UACAAAAUUGGCGAAAUCGAGUUAAGAUAGCCAAAAGUAUGUCUAAGGUGUUCUAAUUUAGUGCCAAAGAAACGGAACAGCUACUAUCAAUAUUUAAGAAGAUGGCAUUAUGCGUAAGUACAAAAAAACAUUUUUGUUUUGGCCCAUAGUAAAGUAAGAGCGCUUACGUUAUUUGGGCUAAUAAAUAAAUAUUUUAAAGUAAACUCGUAACAGGCGAUACGUUCUUUUGGCACUAACCGUCCGUUAUAAAUGUUGACCUUGCGACGCAGUUCUAACCUAUAAAUUGCUUGUAGUUAUAAACUAUUGUGUGCUGUUUAAGGUAUUGUUUUUAAAAAUGUGCGCUUAAUUAUUUACUUUCUAAUAAAUUACAUAAUACCUAUCAAUAAAUAUGUCUAGGGGAAAAAAGUUAGUGGAUAUGGUUCGCGAAAAUCGUAAGUACAAUUCAUAAUAUACCUAAUUACAAUAAUAACAACUAUUGUAUAUUUUAAACUAUUCUUGUAUCUUUAAAUUGUGAUGCUUUAAAAGCUUUUCUCAUUUUGUAUUUUAUACAGAAUGUACAAAAUCAUAGUGUCACUUAUUAUAUUUUUAGAAAAAACUCUUCUAAUUGAAGGUAAUAUAGAAAACAGUAAUGAAGACUUAGGCCAAUUUCAAGUAUUUUCCACGGUUUUAUCUGAGAGUAGUACUUUGUUAGAGCUUAAACAUUCCAGUCCGUCCAUAUUAGUAGACAGCUACGAAAAUGCUCAAUCUAUUGAUUUCAAUAAUAGACGUCAUAUUACUGCAGAAUCUGAAAUAAACACUGAUGGUUAUAUCACCAUUGAAGCUGAACCUACAACAACUGAUGAUGGUACCUUUAAAGAUUACACUGAGGAUACCAUAAAUUCUGAUGAUUCUAUAGCUGAUCCAGAUUUUAAUCCUAUCAGCUCAGACUCAGAUGAUAAUGAAAAUAAUGAAAUUAUGGAAACGGAUAAUAUAGAUAACGCAGAAUCAUUGCCAAUACUCUCUGGGGAACAAAGAAAAAGAAGAAGAGUUGCUAAUCCUACAGAAUCUGAAAUAAACACUGAUGGUUAUAUCACCAUUGAAGCUGAACCUACAACAACUGAUGAUGGUACCUUUAAAAAUUACACUGAGGAUACCAUAAAUUCUGAUGCCAUAGAAUCUACCAGCUCAGACAUAGAUGAUAAUGAAAAUAAUGAAAUUAUGGAAACGGAUAAUAUAGAUAACGCAGAAUCAUUGCCAAUACUCUCUGGGGAACAAAGAAAAAGAAGAAGAGUUGCUGAUCCUACAAUGUGGAAAAAAAAUCAAAGAACAACAAAAAGACAAAAAGGUGAAGCCUAUAUUUCUGUUCGUGGUAAAAAAGUGCCUGAGAAAAGAGUGAAGGAGAAAGACUGCAGUAAAUGCCCAAAAAAAUGUAGUACAAAUUUUAAUCCAGAAACGAGAGACGAACUUCAUAGAGCUUUUUGGCAUAUUGCGAAUAUUGAAAAACAGCGUCAAUAUAUCAGCUCAUUGAUAGACAUUAUUAAGAAAAAAUCGAAACGAACUGAAGCAGAAGUAUCUAGACGACAUAACACCGUCAUAUACAGUUUAGUUAAAGAAGGGAAAAAAAUUUCAGUAUGUCAAGGAUUUUUUCUUAAAACUUUAGACAUAUCUGAAACUUUUGUAAGGAGAAUUCUGUCGAAACGCACUCAGGAAAAUAUAGUACAAUCUGACAAAAGAGGUCAUCACAUACCUGCAAAUAAACGUCCUGAAAUUGCUAAACAGAAUAUUAUUGAUCACAUAAAUUUAUUUCCUCGAGUACCGUCUCAUUACUGCCGAAAAGAUACCGGUAAGCAAUAUCUGGCAUCCGACUUAAAUGUUCAAAUAAUGUACGACCUCUAUAAAGAAGACUGCUUAAAUAAAAAAAUUAAUCCAGAAAAGCUGUGGUAUUACAGAAAUAUUUUUAAUACGGAGUGUAACUUGUCAUUUCAUACUCCCAGAAAGGACUUGUGCGACAAAUGUUUCGCAUUUGAUCACUUGCCAGCAAACGAACAAGCCAAAAAACAGAGUGAGCAUGAAAGCCAUUUAAAAAGAAAAACAUUAGCCAGAAAUAUGAAGAAUUCCAUAAAAGAAAAGGCACUUGCUGGUGAUUGUUCCUUAGCUGAAUUCGACCUAGAAGCAGUACGCUAUUGCCCAAAGACUAAUGCAAAAAAACUUUUUUACAAACGUAGAUUAGCUGUCUAUAAUUUAACAGUUUUUAAUGUUGCUUCCAAAGAGGCCUAUAAUUAUGUUUGGCAUGAAGGAAUGGCUAAACGCGGUUCAGUCGAGAUUGCUUCAUGCAUCUGGAAACAUUUGUCUGAAAAUCAGCUGCACAGUGAACAUAAUUUUUUUUCAGACACGUGCAGUGGACAAAAUCGAAAUGUUAAUAUGGUUUCAAUGUUUCUCUAUGCCGUUAAAAAUUUAGAGAGUGUUUUUAUAAUUAACCACUUCUUUUUUGAGCCUGGCCAUUCCAUGAUGGAAUGUGAUUCUGUCCAUGCGCACAUAGAAAAAAAAAGUCGAAAUGUAGAUAUUUUUGAUCCAUCUGGUUGGUAUGCGGUUAUAAGAACAGCAUCCCGAAAUUUAAAGUACAGGGUAAUUGAAAUGGAUCAGACAAAGUUUUUCGAUUUUAAUAGUUUAACACAGAAAACUAUACGUAAUAAAAAAAUAGAUACAAAUGGCAACAAAAUAAAUUGGCUUAAAGUCGUUUGGUUUCAGUUUAAAAAAGAAAGCCCAAACACAGUUUUUUUUAAAUACGAAAUGGAUUCAGAAGCUUUCCUAGAAUUUGAUAUUUCAAUUAACAUUUCCGUAAGACGAAGCGUACGUAGAGAACAAAAAGAACAAUUUGAUCUGGAAAGAAUGUAUACAAGUACCAUGGCUAUCUCCUCGGAAAAACAUAAAAAUCUUAUGGAGCUUUGUCAAGAUGUUAUUCCCAAAACAUAUCAUGCUUUUUAUGCUUCUUUAAACGAGUGUCAUGGAACAGAUGGGAACGAAAACAUAUCCGAUCAAGAAGAUAGUGAUUAAUAUUAAUUUUUUUUAUAUUUUUUAGUAUUUGGAUUAAUAAAUACUGUUUAUUUUU
This is a messenger RNA of Diabrotica virgifera virgifera (western corn rootworm), 3088 nucleotides long. RefSeq lists its product as uncharacterized. Lineage: Eukaryota; Metazoa; Arthropoda; Insecta; Coleoptera; Chrysomelidae. The transcript is spliced from 4 exons. Bases 553 to 3033 code for a protein of 826 amino acids. The record is from RefSeq and is a predicted model, not a curated record.